Molecule: messenger RNA, 561 nt
Organism: Hermetia illucens (black soldier fly)
Lineage: Eukaryota; Metazoa; Arthropoda; Insecta; Diptera; Stratiomyidae
Product: PI-stichotoxin-Hcr2e-like
Exons: 2
Coding region: 116-484 (122 amino acids)
Molecular function (GO): serine-type endopeptidase inhibitor activity
Source: RefSeq, a predicted model, not a curated record
UGCAAAUUCAUUUACGGUUCGCAAUCGAACGCAGAUACGUCCAUAGUCUCUGCAGCAGAAAGAAAUCGUUCUUCCUUGCAGAAAGUCCGGAAAAAUAAUCGAUUAAUUGGUGGAAAUGAAAUAUUUGUUGCUUUUGGGUUUGGUAGUUGGUUUGGGGACUGCCUUCGUUUCGGCUGCUAACAAAGACAUUUGUUAUCAGAAGAAAGAAGUUGGACCGUGUCGAGCAAGUCAGCCCCAAUUUUUCUACAAUCCUGAAAUUCAAGAUUGUGAUUUCUUUUUAUAUGGCGGUUGUCGUGGAAAUGAUAACCGCUUUUCUGAUAUUGGCGAAUGUCGUAAAGUUUGUCUGGACUUAGAUACCGGUGGAGAACAGGACAAUGAGGAAAGUGUUAUCUCAGAAGAAAGUGAAGAUGAGACACCAGAAAAGGAGGAUCAAGCAGAGUCUGAAGAUAGUGACAAUGGAAGUGACGACAAAGAUUCAAAAUAAUCACGUCAAUUAAUUAGUGAUUUGCGUGGCCUGCAAUGAUGUAGCGCAGCUUUCGAAAAUAAAAUGCAAUAAUGGUA